This is a messenger RNA of Protopterus annectens (West African lungfish), 2635 nucleotides long. It is a transcript of the gene SRF, whose product is annotated as serum response factor. Gene Ontology annotation, molecular function: RNA polymerase II cis-regulatory region sequence-specific DNA binding; protein dimerization activity; DNA-binding transcription factor activity, RNA polymerase II-specific. The record is from RefSeq and is a predicted model, not a curated record. Gene Ontology annotation, biological process: positive regulation of transcription by RNA polymerase II. Lineage: Eukaryota; Metazoa; Chordata; Ceratodontiformes; Protopteridae. Bases 424 to 2211 code for a protein of 595 amino acids. The transcript has 8 exons.
CCGUACGGGGACUAUGAGUUUAAGGGACUUUUUUGGACGGGCGGAGGGAUUAGCUUCAGUAAAAAGUGAGGCGCCUUUUGCUUUUUUGGAGUAAGUGUUGCGAGUUUUGGAAAUCAGAGCGGCGGUGUGGUGCCAGGGAAAGUGAUUUUGAGUAAGGGAGGCGGGACGGGCAAGCGUGUUAAAGGGUACAGUGGGACAACAUUACACCUGCAGUAGAGAAACUUAGUGACUACGAGGUUACGGUAUUUAGGGACAUUGGGGGUUAUUUUAGGGAGGGAGGUGGGGGAAAUAUCUAAGCUUCAACAGACUGAGUAGUGGCAAACGUAGCCCGCCGGCCUCUUUCGGUCUCCUCAUCUGUCUUUCUUACUACAUGAACCGCUUCAGCAACAAGCUUUGGAAGGCUUAAAGCACAGUACAGUGCUCAUGUUGCCCAGUCAUCUUGGGGGAGCAGCUUCAGGCAACGGGGCUGCUUCAGGACAGGGCAGUACAAUGGCUGGAAGUGGUUCUUCAUCAUCUGGGGUGAGCCUAGUUAGAAGUGGUCUCAGUGGGCGUCCAGGCAAUGGGGGAGGGAUGCUAGGGGGCAAUGCUGCAGGGGCAUCUCGGAUGAGUAUGAUGGGGAAUUCAGGAGGAAGUAGUAGACCAGGAAAUGGAGCAGGCUUAUCAGGAAUACCAGGAGUUAUUGGGGGUGGAGUGAUUGGUGGUGGUCUGCCCAUGUGUCAUAGUGGUAGGUAUGAUCCAGAUCGAGAAGGGUCUGCUGCAGGGUACAGUGGUUCAGAUGCUGACUCUGAUUCUGGGGAUGAGGAUGACCUUGGAGACAGGAGAGGGGUUAAAAGAGGUGUUACUGAACUAGAUUUGGGUAUAGUUGGGCAGGAUUCUGGGAUGGGGGCAGUAGGGUAUUCAGGUGUGCCAGGAGGAGUAGCUGGAGCAAAGCCAGGAAAGAAGACACGAGGAAGGGUGAAGAUUAAAAUGGAGUUUAUUGACAACAAGCUGCGGAGAUAUACAACCUUUAGUAAAAGAAAGACUGGCAUCAUGAAAAAGGCCUAUGAACUGUCUACUUUAACAGGGACCCAAGUGCUUUUGCUGGUUGCCAGUGAAACUGGUCAUGUAUAUACAUUUGCAACACGGAAGCUACAACCUAUGAUUACCAGUGAGACAGGAAAAGCUCUGAUCCAGACUUGUCUGAACUCUCCAGAUUCCCCUCCUCGCUCUGACCCCAGUACAGAUCAGCGCAUGAGUGCCACUGGAUUUGAGGAAACUGAUCUUACGUAUCAAGUGUCCGAAUCCGACAGCAGUGGUGAGACAAAGGAUACAUUGAAACCAACAUUUACCGUGGCAAAUUUGCCAGGAGCCACAACAUCUAAUCAGACUGCACCAACCACAUCUACUACAAUGCAGGUCAGCAGCGGACACUCUUUUCCAAUCACAAACUACUUGGCACCCGUUUCUACAAGUGGGAGCCCUAGUGUUGUCACAAGUGCAAAUGGCACUAUUUUGAAAACGGCUGGUGGUGGAACUGUGACUUCUACUGGAGUUAUGCAGCUACCGGCUGGAUUCACAAUCAUGCCAGGCACUCCUCUCCCACCAGGGACACCUACUAUUCCUUUUGGUCAGUUACAGACGCACGCACUGACUAUUUCGGGUCAGCAGGGCCAGACGAAUGCCACCUCAUCUGGGCAGGCACAACAUGGGCAGCAGACGUUCUUCCGGUUCCCAGGAGCGGGAGGGCAACUUGUCUCACUGGCAGGUGGUGCUGUAGCCCAGCAAGUUCCAGUGCAGGCUAUCCAAGUACAUCAGACGGCACAGUCUAAUUCUGCUAGUGAUGGCAGUGGAGAAAUCACUACUACCAGUGGAACAGUGACCUUGCCAGCUGCUAUUAUGACCUCUGCUGUCCCCACAACGAUGCCUGGUCAUAUGAUGUAUCCAAGCCCCCAUGCAGUGAUGUAUGCAUCAACACCAGGUUUGACGGAUGGUGGUCUCGCUGUUCUUAAUGCCUUUUCCCAAGCCCCUUCAGCGAUGCAGGUGUCACAUGGACAAGUGCAGGAUCAGGGCGGUAUUCCACAGGUGUUCUUAACUGGUCCACCAGGGACAGUACAGAUCCCAGUACAGCUGCAUCAGAUGACUGUAAUAGGCCAGCAACCCGGAGGCAGCAGUAACUUGACAGAACUGCAAGUGGUGAACCUGGACACAGCACACAAUUGCAAGAGUGAGUGACACCUUUACCCAGCAAGGAAUGGUUACAAGCAGCAUUCAAAAUACAGACUGCUUUGCUUGGACACAGCACACAAUUGCAAGAAUGAAUGACACCUUGUGCCCAGAAAAGAAUGGAUACAAGCAGCAUUCUAAAUGCAGACUGCUUCACUUAUUUAUUGUUGCCUUUUCUCACUUUUUUGUGUAUCGAAUGAGACAAAACUGUGGCACAUUUGCAAUGAAGGUAAACUGCAGCCAAAUUGAGGCUGAAGUUAGAUGUGCCAGUCUGAGAGUGUCGAGGGUUUUGGGACUUUUUCUUCUCCCACUCCCCAUGUUUGUCUCACUCCAGCCAAAGAAGGAAGAACCUUUCCCCUGAGAUGGGCAGUCUUGUACAAAUCAGCAUUUUUCCUGCUAUGGAAAAGCCAUCUGCCCCUUUUCUGUACGUGUG